Erigeron canadensis is the source of this 1824-nucleotide messenger RNA. RefSeq names its product heavy metal-associated isoprenylated plant protein 32-like. Gene Ontology annotation, molecular function: metal ion binding. The coding region runs from base 1 to 1572 and encodes 523 amino acids. The transcript is spliced from 4 exons. The record is from RefSeq and is a predicted model, not a curated record. Lineage: Eukaryota; Viridiplantae; Streptophyta; Magnoliopsida; Asterales; Asteraceae.
AUGGGUGGUGGUGGCGGUGGCAAUAAUGGUUAUUUCCAUGGUGCUAGACCCGAAGAUAUGGCAGGAUAUCCAUACCAUCAGCAACAAUCAGCGCCGGCAAUGAUGAGCCAGCAACGAGCAGCAAAUGGCAACGAACGGUUUCGGCCCAUGAUGUAUGCUAGACAACCACCAGAGCUGGGGGUCGUUCUUGCUGCCGAUGCACUGUUCAUUGGGGUUCAACAAGUUGCUCGUUACCUUCAGGAUAUAAGGGGUAUUGGGGUAAUUAGAGAUCCGUUUUUGCUUGAAGAGUUCCUUGGACUCCUGGAGAUUAUGGACGUCAUGGGCUUCUUUUACCAUUCUGCUACUUCUUUGUUUGUGGAUGAUUUUCAUGAGACUUGUGUCUUGAAAGUAAACAUUCAUUGUGAUGGUUGUAAACAAAAAGUGAGAAAAGUCCUUACAAAUAUUAAAGGUGUGCAUGGUGUGAAAAUAGAAUCAGAACAAGGGAAAGUGUUGGUGUCUGGGAAUGUUGAUAAACAAAUAUUAUUAAAGAAACUAUCAAAAAGUGGGAAACACGCAGAGAUUUGGGGGGUUUCUCAAAAACAAGUACAAAUGAAGGAUUUAUCGAAGAAUAUGCAGAUUGAUGGCGGUAAAUCUGGUGGUGGAGGUGAUGGGGGAGAGAAAGAUGGGAAGAAGUCGGUGAAGUUUGAUGCCUCUGCGAGUGAUGAUGAUGAGGAGGAUGAUUCGUUUAAGAAGCCUGGUGGUGGUGGUCCGCAGGUGGGUAAUAUGAUGAGAAAUCCGCAGUUUAUGAAAGGAGGUGGUGGACGCGGUAACAUGAAUGGAGGUCAUCCAAAUCAUGGUGGUGGUGGUUGUCAGAGUCAUAAUAGCUGCGGUGGUGGGAGCGGUGACAUAAAUGGUGGUGUACAAGGGAUGCAAAACAUGAUGAGUAUGUGUGGUGGUGGUGGACAUGGUAUGGGGCCGAUGGGUCAUAUGGGUGCGGUUGAAGAACUUCCGGCCCGUGGACCAAUGGGCGGCAAUAAUGGUUAUUUCCAUGCUGUUGGACCUGAAGCUAUGACAGGAAAUCCGUACUACCAGCAGCAAAGUGGUGGACGCGGUUAUAUGAAUGGAGGUAAUCAAAAUCAUUGUGGUGGUGGUGGUUGUCAGAGUCAUAAUAACUGUGGUGGUGGACGCGGUAUCAUGAGUGGUGGUGUACAUGGGAUGCAAAACAUGAUGAGUAUGCGUGGUGGUGGUGGUGGAGGUGGUAUGGGGUCGAUGGGUCAUAUGGGUUCGGUUGAAGGACUUCCGACUCGUGGACCAAUGGGCGGCAAUAAUGUUUAUUUCCAUGGUACUAUGGCAGGAAAUCCGUACUACCAGCAGCAAUCAGUGGCUGCAAUGAUGAACCAGCAACAAACAGCAAACGGCAACCAACGGUUUCAGCCCAUGAUGUAUGCUAGACAACCACCCGAAGUCAAUUAUAUGCCGCAGCCAAUCCAGCCAUCGUAUCCGUCUUACCCUUAUCCUCAACCACCACAUAAUGACCCACUUACUAACUAUUUUAGUGAUGAAAACACAUCAUCAAGCUGCAAUAUUAUGUGAGGAUAAGUGGUUGCCCACAGUGGUUCUAUUAGCGUUCUCAUACCCAACCAAUAUACAGUAUACAAAAGAAAACAAGGCCAUUUGUGUAAACAAACUUGUUAUCCCUUUUAAUUCUAUCCCUCGAUUUUACUAAUUGUCAUCAUAUUAUAAUUAGGAUGAUUUUUAGGCGAACUAUUUAGGACGAUUAAUCAUUUUCCUUUUUUUUUUUUUGGAACAAGUGAUUGUACAAUAUUGAGUUUGGCAAAUUUGAAA